Microplitis mediator is the source of this 3008-nucleotide messenger RNA. RefSeq names its product kinesin-like protein KIF18A (gene Klp67A). Gene Ontology annotation, molecular function: ATP binding; microtubule motor activity; microtubule binding. Bases 228 to 2981 code for a protein of 917 amino acids. The transcript is spliced from 3 exons. Lineage: Eukaryota; Metazoa; Arthropoda; Insecta; Hymenoptera; Braconidae. Gene Ontology annotation, biological process: microtubule-based movement. The record is from RefSeq and is a predicted model, not a curated record.
CAAGUCUGAGCUUGUUUGUGGUCAUGACGCUAACGGUUUGUGUUGCUAAAAAACAUAUUCGUGUUGUUAACAAAAAUAAUUACAAACAAAGAACAAUAAUAACCUAGUACUAUUUUUUUUUACUCCAUAACCACCAUUCAAUCGCAAAAUACAAUCUCAGACUCGAAAUUCUCAAAAAAAAAAUAUUUCAAUUAUAAUAAUAAUUUGAAAAAAUAUUAAUAACAAUCAUGGUGUUGAAUAAAAACGACCUGGAUCGCGCCUUUUCUCCAAACAAAACCAAGAGACUCGGAAAACGUCGGUCAGCAGGUCGGGGUCCCGCCAAGCCGAGCACCAGCGGUAGCACAUCAAAGUCUCUCUCGGGUGAUGGCGAGAAAACCAGCAUCAAAGUUAUCGUGCGCGUGCGUCCGGCGAACGAGCGCGAAGACCAGGAGAAUUAUCGCACAGUCGUAAAAGUAAUCGACGACAAAAUGCUGAUAUUCGACCCCAAGGAAGAGGAGAAUCCUUUUUUCUACCGCGGCGUCGCGCAAAAAGGCCGGGAUCUUUUGAAAAAACAGAACAAGGAGCUACAGUUCAUGUUCGACCACGUGUUCGAUAUCACAGCCACCAACGAGCAAGUUUUUGAAGGAACAACCAAAGAACUGAUAUCUGACCUCCUCGAAGGCUACAAUUGCUCAGUUUUUGCAUACGGAGCAACAGGUGCCGGCAAGACCCACACGAUGCUGGGCAAAGAUCAUGAUCCAGGCAUCACUUAUCGCACAAUGGCGGAAUUGUUCAAUCAAAUAGAGACACAGAGUGAGCACCGGGACUUUAAUCUGGGUGUCACCUACCUGGAGAUAUACAACGAGAAUGUCCAAGACCUUUUGCAUCGCGUUGGACCUCUGGCGUUGAGAGAAGACAGCCGCGCUGGUGUUGUCGUAUCAGGACUGAAGAUCAAGACCAUAAAAAAUGCCGAAGAGCUGCUGUCUUUGCUAGCCCAGGGCAACAGGAACCGGACCCAGCACCCGACUGACGCGAACGCCGAGUCAAGUCGCAGUCACGCGGUCUUCCAGGUCUACGUCAACAUCACCAACAAGCUGGACGGGCAAGUGAAGCAGGUGAAGCUCUCGAUGAUCGAUCUCGCUGGUAGUGAACGUGCAUCUGCUACCGGGUGCAAGGGUGCCCGUUUUAAAGAGGGCGCUAAUAUCAACAAGUCGCUACUGGCACUGGGUAACUGUAUAAAUAAUUUAGCAGAAGGUAUCAAACACAUUCCGUACCGGGACAGCAAGCUCACGCGCUUGCUCAAGGAUUCACUGGGUGGUAAUUGUCGCACUGUUAUGAUUGCCAACGUCGGUCCUUCCAGCAUGAGCUUCGAAGACACCUACAACACACUGAGAUACGCCAAUCGUGCCAAGAAGAUCAAAACUCACAUGAAGAAAAAUAUUAUCUCGUGCGAGAUGCACGUCACUGGUUAUAUAAAACUCGUUGAGGAACAGAAGAAGGAGAUCGCGGUGCUGAAACAGAAAUUACUGAUGAUGGAGUCACGUCCCCGUAAUAAUUCACCCGAGUCAGACAAUCAAACUGAGGAGAUGAAAAAAGACGUCAAAGAUUUCAAGGAUCGGCUUGUUUGUUUGCUGGACAAAAAACGUUUGCUGAAUGAGAAGAUCCUGUCGCUGCAGAGUUCUGAUAAAAUACUGUGCUGUAGGAUACAGUUCAAAAUAGCUGCUGAUAAACGGCUGCACAAGCUGACGACCAACCAGGACUUGGCUGCCGAUGAGCAGAACGCCAGUGGCAAGUCCAGGGUCAACAAGUCGCUGGGACACUUCAAGAGACAGCGGGAUAUCGUCAAGGCGCAGAUGGAAGAAGCCUGGGUUGAGUUGCAGAAAAUAGAAAAGAGCAUCAGGAGCUUGGACGAGGAGAUCAGGAGCAAGGGCUUGGUAGAGAAACUGGGAGAUACUUACACUCAGCAGAAGAGUCUGCUGGACAAUGUCCGGAUCCAGCAGCAGUACGAGCACACAAAGAAGGUCUGCAGUCUUCAGCUCUGCGAGCUCGAGUCCCUGGAUACCAUCACCAAGAUGAUGAGCGGCACGCUGCAGAGUUACUACAGCAUGAUGCGCGGUUACGGAACGCUGACGGAGAAGAUGAAGCAGGAGUUCAAGCAGUUGGUAAAAUCACUCGAAGGUGUCAGGAAUAUUAAGUGGGCUGACGCCGAUCUCGGGAGCUCCCAGGACGCCUACACGCUAAUUUGUUUGUCUACUGAUGAAAUAGUUGAUCCCAUUAACCAAGAAAUGCCGAUUCAUUUCUCCAGCUACCUUGAUGAUGAUGAUCCCAUCACUCCUUCGGCCAAUGGUAAUAAAACCUUCGAAGCAACUCCAGAUGUUGGCAAACAUGUUCUCAACUCGACGAUUACCAUCGAUAGCGAGUCGCCGGGUUCAGAGGGUCCUCAUUUAAUUGAUGAUGAUGAUGAUGAUGAUGAUAAUGAUAACGAGGAUGAAGAUGACAAAGAUAAAAUAAAACAAGAGGGAAUUGUCAAUGGUUCUGGCAUUGAUGCAAGUCAGUUAAAUAAUACGUUUAAUUUAAUUGAAACUAAAGCUAAGAAACGUGUUUUAGCUGACAAGAGUGCUUGCGGUAAGGCCCCUUUGAAACAGAUGAAGCGAAUUUCUCCUAAAAGUAAAAUUUUAACUGGAACUGGAACUAGUACCAGUGCUGGUACUGGUACUGGUGCUGGAGCUGGUGCUGGUAAAGAAAAUAAGGGAACCCAGAAACCUCCGAGUGUAAUGAGUGCCAAGAGUGUGGCGAUCCUCAAUAAAUUAAAGACUGAACGAGCUAAACUUGUGCCCCAGGUGCCCGCGGUUAAUUUGAAUUCAACUCAUGGUACAAAUGAUUUAUCACUGAAAGCUGUAAGACACAAAGAGAGACGGGAAUUAAAAAAGACCCAUCCUUACCAAAAUAUUUCUAAGCCGAAGAUUAAUUCAACUUUGCAUUCAUCACGAGUCCCUUGGUAAAUUUGUUAUUAAUUUUUUAUACUUAGA